GUAACUUUAGGCAAAAUAUAUCAUAUUUAUGAUAACAUCCUUUACAUUUACCAUUACAUUUUAUCUGUAUUUUGGAAUCAGUAAGUUUUAUUCAAAUAGAAAUAUUGCCUCUGGGGAGCCUGGCAUUACUUCUCUUGCAUUACUGACCCUCGAUAAAUUGACAUCUUCCGUGGAAGCGUACAUUACUGUGGAUGAAAUGAAAGGUAAGAAUGCAAUGUAUGCAGUAAUUCGAACAUUCAAUCAGAUAUCAAAUUUAUUUUGUUUAGUGAGAGAAAAUUUGGUAUUUCGCGAUGGGAAAUUGGUUGGAUUUGUGAAUUAUGGAGAAAGAGGAACAUCAGUCAAACUUGCAAGUCAUAUCUGUAUGUUUUACCUAAGGUCUUUCAAAAAGGAGAUCUCAUUGCCUCUAGGUUGGUGGCCAACAGCUACCACCCCUGCUCAUAUACUGGCGUCUAUGUUCUGGGAAGCUCUUGGUGUAUGUGAGUACCGCAACGUACACAUCCAUGCUGUAGUGGCAGACGGUGCUUCAACUAACCGAAGAUUCUUCAAAAUCAUCCAUGGUAGCAUAUUAAAGCCUGAUUAUACCAACUUCACAGCUCCAAAUCCAUACAGACCGGAUCAGCCAAUAUUUCUUUGUUCCGAUACUAGUCAUCUGUUGAAGACUGCCCGAAAUUCAUUAUAUUCGUCGAAACCCGGGUCUUCAAAGUACAUGUGCAAACAGGGUCAUGAUAUACUUUGGACCCACAUCAAAGAAUUAUACACAUUAGACCAGGCUCAGCCACUGCAUAAAACCAGACUCUGUAGGGUGCAUAUGGAUCUCAACUCCUAUUCAAAGAUGAGGGUCUCUAUUGCAAGGGAUGUGUUAAGCUGGAAUGUUGGGCAGUCACUAAAGGAGGAUGUCAACGGUUCCCUUGGUACAGCUGAAUAUGUUCUUCUCUUUGACAGGUGGUUUGAGAUCGUGACCUGUGGCGCAAAAUGCCCAAUUAGAUCGCCACAUGAUGAGCGUCUAAAAUGGCUUGAAGAGGACUUCAUUCCGUACUUUUUGGAAUGGCAAAACGAGGUGGAGGUGCUGUACAAGGGAGAGGAGAAAAGAAUUCUAGCUAGGCCAACUCUGGAAGGAUUGCUUUUCACAACCAGAAAUAUGGUUAAACUUGCUAAACGUCUUCUACAAAAUGGUCUAGAAUAUGUAUGCUUGAGAAUUCUGACGCAAGAUGUGCUUGAGGCAGUAUUUGGUGAUCUCCGCUCAAGAAUGGCUCACUGCAGGAAUCCUGAUAUAUCACAGGUUGGUUAUGGUAUUUCUGCUGUUACACAGCGUAAAAUUAUCAAGAGAGUCAAGGGAGGGAAUACCACGUUUGGUGCACAAAAUCCUUGGCAAUCUGUCUGCAGCGACCCACUUCCGAAGCGGCAGAAGGUCCCAAAAUAAAUAGGCCUUCAAAUCAGUCUCUUGCCCCAAUUCAGCGAUCACUGCCUAUCUGAUUUGGGGAUUCUCCUGUAAAGAGAAUCCAACACCUAGACUGGAGACCUUGACGUGGUGUGUUGGCUUUAAACCAACUCCAGUCGGCAUGUUUAGCUUUGAUUUCCUAUUUAAUCAAAUGAGAAAUAAAAUGAACAUACGAUUUUUUUGGACUGAAUUUAUCUCGGGGGAGGGAGACGCCGAUAACCGAUUAUGCAGCGAACCACGGCCUCUCGUCCGGUUAGCAGUCUAUAUGGGGUAUGGGAUUAGGUAACCCGCGCAGGGUAGUUAGUCAAGAGGUGCGAUGGCGAGCGUUUUUUUUAACUCUUGACACGAUGCGCUACCGCGAGCUUCUACAUGUUUGUUAUCGCUAAUCUAACCAUCUUACGACGAUCGCGUUCGAACCCAGUCAGGAUAAUUGAGUUCUAAAUUACCCGUAGGCUACUCGCCACUGUAGGGUGGUUCAAUUAACUGCUGGUCAAGCAUGGCUUUCUUAAACCCGAAGUAGGCAUACAUGUUCUCCAAAUUUAUCGGCUUUCCUCUCCGCCAGGGCUGUCUUAUGUAAUCAAAUUUGGAAUAUUUCUUACAGUCUAGUUCUGCAUCAAGGUUCACAAGUAUUGCGAUUCGCGAUAAACACCUAAUAAAAUUUGUUCCUCGCAAUGCUGCUCAUUCAUGUCGCGAAUGAGUUUUUAGUGAGCGCUCUUAUACGGAAAAUAUAAAUAAAUUCAUCUAUUACCGAUCGACCGCUUUUUAAAAUGUGGGCAUUUUUCGUGAUCUCACAUUAGUUUGUUUAUCGAGCUAAGAUUGUCAAGAUUACUUUAAUUUUCAAAUAUCGGCCGUACCGUACCCGAAAACAUUGCAUUUUCGAUAAAUAUGAUUGCUUCGUCGGCCAUCAAUUCGUAUGCGCUCGACGCCGAAAAGGGGCGUGGAACAGAAGUUCACUGGAGCGUUCACUGUCUGCAGCAUAACA
Styela clava is the source of this 2420-nucleotide messenger RNA. The record is from RefSeq and is a predicted model, not a curated record. Lineage: Eukaryota; Metazoa; Chordata; Ascidiacea; Stolidobranchia; Styelidae.